Messenger RNA from Pseudovirgaria hyperparasitica, 1097 nucleotides. RefSeq lists its product as uncharacterized. The coding region runs from base 401 to 892 and encodes 163 amino acids. The transcript has a single exon. Lineage: Eukaryota; Fungi; Ascomycota; Dothideomycetes; Acrospermales; Acrospermaceae. The record is from RefSeq and is a predicted model, not a curated record.
AUCUGGCAGAUUGGACAGUUCUAUGCUUAUUGCGCACUCGGCACCCAACACACAUCGCAAUUGUCCAAAGACUGGGAAUUUGGACAGCGAAGCGAGCGUUUCGAAGGCUUGCUCUUGAGAUAAGACGAGCUUGACUCGCUUGGAAUACUUCGGCGGCUAUAGCAUCGCAAGACGAAUAUAAGAGUGCUGUAAUGCGCCUCAAUGGUAGGUCACAUCAGCUCUCACAUCGCCUCUUUCCACACUUUCUUCUAUACAGUCUGCCUGGCGCUGCUGUUGCUUCUCUUCUUCGAUCACUGGUGAUCUCCUGCUUCCUACUUUCCAAUUUUCUCAAGUCAAAGCAUACGAUUCAUUCUUCGGACCUACAUCACCGCAAAAGAUAUACACCACAAUAUCAGCAAACAUGCAGCUCAACUCAAUCACCCUCCUCGUCACUCUCCUCGCCACCUCCGCCGUGGCCUUCCCAACCUACAACAAACGCGCCACCGCACGCUCCUUUGCCGAGCUCUCCAUCAGCGACGGCACCGCCGGCUCCGCCAAAGCCGACGCACUCGCCAAAUUGCCCAUCGACAUGUCCGACCUGGCCGCUGUGAGCGCCGAUGAUCUUGACACGCUCAAGACUGAGCGCGAGACCGCCGAGGCAGCCGAGACGGAUGCAUUCAACCCGGCCAUCGAGGCAGCCAGCGGCGACGAGGCGACUGCGCUCCAGAACGGCAAGAUUGCGAACAAGGUGCUGAAGCUGACGUUUGAGGUUACGGCGCUGCAGGUGCAGCAGGCGCAGGGGGAUGAUGUCGCGGACAAGAUCGCGGUCGAGCAGAAGAAGUUGGACACCAACAUUGCGCUGGAUGAGAAGGCGGCUGGGGAGGCGAUGGUUAGUGUGGACUUUUCAGGCUGAGAGGCGGGCAACAGAAGAUACAAUGAGGCUUGUCUAGAUUAGUACGGGCACAGCAGUACUCCACUAAAUACAGCAUCUAGAAAAAAGGCCUUGACAGCUUGACUGUAUGAAUGAUCUUCAUAUUCUUUACAUUUCUCGUCUAACCGUAGCUGAACUCUCCAAAAUAUCUCUGUCACACCAGCUCCGUAACCAGCUUCCCCUGGUU